This is a messenger RNA of Sebastes umbrosus (honeycomb rockfish), 2525 nucleotides long. Its product is annotated as protein FAM124A. The transcript has 5 exons. The record is from RefSeq and is a predicted model, not a curated record. Bases 700 to 2337 code for a protein of 545 amino acids. Lineage: Eukaryota; Metazoa; Chordata; Actinopteri; Perciformes; Sebastidae.
UUUCAUUUAUGUACCAAAACACAAAACACAAAUUAUUUGUAUGUGCAAACUGCAAUAACCUGUUUCUGAAGUCCAGAUCAAGUCAAUGCAUUCUUUUAAAUGACUUCUUUAUUGCUAAUUUAAUUAUUUUAAUGUAUUUUGAUGGGAAAAAACUGGGGGAAAAUCAGUUUUAUAUAUAUUUUAAUGGCAAAAAAAGCAUGCCGAAUUAAAGCAAGUAUACUUUAAUGGUAAGAAAACGUGCUACCAGCGCUGCAGCGUGUUAGAUAAGCCAGACAGCGUUAAUUCGACCUUUUUUUUAAUGGAGUUUGGUGCAACACAUCUCAGCGCAGCUUUAACGCGCUGGAACAACCUGUACCAGACAGCAGAGAUAAUGUGUUUAGUAUUUAUGGUAAAGUGAGACAUCUAUAGUGUUUUCUGAUCAACGUGGACGCAGUAACGAUUUCCGACGGGCUCCUGAAGGCAUCAGCACAGAGAACAGACCAUAAUAACAGACGGUCAGCCUGUUGCUCCAACUAGAGAUCCAGACAGCAGCAGCUCACUGCAGCUCCAAGAGUUAUAAACUCUCUGCUGGUCCAGAACCGGGUCUCUGGUCUGAACCGAACCAAACCGGGUCUUUAAACGCCUCCUGGACCUCUGGACCUCAGAACCUGAAACAAUGAGACCAGCUGCUGCUGAGCAGAACCUCUGAGAUGAGAUGAGAUGGAGAAAACCUCAGCAGAAGAUGACUGCGUGGAUUCAGGAGCCGAGACUGGAGGGUCUGAUUACAGUCCCCUGUCCUCAACCAGCAUACGUGGAGGCGAGUUAUCCAUGGGCGAGUUCCAGGAUCCCUUCCUCGUCUGUGUCCACCUCAUCGCCGACCCCGGCCAGGGAAAGUUCCUGCAGCGUGCCGCGGACGCCGUCCUGGCAUGGGUCCACCCGGAGCUGCAGCUCUUCCGGAUCUCAGAGCGGGCCUCCGUCUCCCGGCCCAAGCACCAUCACAACGGCAGCCCGGUCGCCGCCUUCCAGCCGGCCCUGGCGGUCAUCGUCUUCCUCCAGGAGGCGUAUGGCGGCGAGGAGCAGAUACUGAUGCUGCACCGCGCCAUGCAGAGGCCGCCGUGGCGCUACCACCACACCGAGCAGGUCAGCAAUGGCCGCCGGAUGUUGCCGCUGACGCCGUGCAGUCAGGACUUCUUCACCCUGUCUGCCGGCACGCCGCUCUGGGCCGUGCGGCAGGUCCACUACGGGAAGGAAAUCGUGCGGUUUACGGUUUACUGCCGACACGAGAACUACGUGGACAUGGUGCGUCUCUACAAGCUGCUGCUGCAGCGCCGCGUGGCGCAGAAGAAGGAGGACUUCUGCUUCUUCGUGUUGUACUCCAACCCGGACAUGGAGAUCCAGCUGUCCUUCAAGAGGCUGCCGCGCGGGCAGAGUCCCGCGGCGCUGGAGUCGGCGGUGAUGGAGGUCAGGGUGCGAGACGUCGGGACGCUGGUGCCUCUGCUGCCGCGGCCCUGCAGCCCUAUCAGCGAGGUCCGCUGGCAGACGGAGGACUACGACGGGAACAAGAUCCUGCUGCAGGUCCAAGGUGCUCACUUCCAGCACCAACACGGUCCCUGCUACAUCUCCUCCUCGGUCCCUGAGUCCGCCUCGGCUCCAUCCACCUUCACCCGCAGCGCCGCCUCCUACCGGAACCGCCGCCACCACCAUCGGGUCCCAUCCCGUCUCAGAGUCCACCAGACGUCCCACAGCUCCCACAGCUGUCAGCCUCUGGCCUGCGAGGAGCCGGAGGAGCCGGACGAGUCGGACCCAUGGAGGGGCCCCCGGUCCGGCUCUCUCUUCUCUCUCCCCAACCUGGGCUCGGCCAGCUCCACCUGCUCCUCUCCCGGCCUCCAUCACCGGAGCCACUCCCUCACCCGGAGCUCCUCCCUCGUUCCGCCCUUCCGGCUCAACCUGGACGCUCUGAUCGGGGCGGAGGAGACGGACGUGGACACGGGGGACACUGUGGAUCAGGGCGGCGGCGUGGACCUCACGGUGGUGUCUGCCUACAUCAGGUCCAGCCUGCCACAGACUCCUCGGCCGCUAUCGGCGCCACCUGAAGACAUCGGUCCGUCCCUGUCUCCUGGCGUCCCAGAGAAGGCCUACAGGGCGGCGACGCUGGGCCGGACUCCAAACAGCUUCAGAACCAUCAGCUCUGCAUCCACCCUGUCAGGGGGGUCUCGUAUCCACGGCGCGAACUCUAACGCUGCUCCGUCCCUCAGCGACGUCUCCAUCAACCAAUCAGACAGCUGCAGCAUCAUCAGCGCUCCAGUAGAAGAGGAAGACGAGGAGGACGAAGAAGAAGACCAAGAGUUCUACAUUUGAUGGAUUAUUGUACAGCUCUACUCUGCCCCCUGGUGGUUGACCUGGAGCACAGCAUUAACUCUACUAGUAUGGAGGACGGAACCUGGCAAAAUCAAUAAAUAAAUCAAUCAAUAAAUAAAUGACUCCAUAAAUAAAUAAAUGUGGCAUUAAAUGUAGCAAAAAUAAUAUAAAAAAUAAAUGUAUCCAUU